AGAAUAGAAUGAGAUGAAUAUAGUCGAGACAAAAAAAGAUAGUGAUAUGAAUAGAUUAGAGUAAACGAGACAAGAUCAAUGAAUUUAAUGUGAGAGAAACAAGAUAAAUAGUUUGUAACAAGAGAAAGAAUACAAGUAUAAGAGAAGUGGUAGAAAUAAGACAGAUUUAACACAUAUGCAUUGGGGGGAUACAUGAAUACACAACACCCACAUGUAUUUUUAAAAAAAAGAUAUAUAUACACAUAUAGUUAACUAACACAAUGAUUUAAUCCCCGUGGUGCACGGGUAUGAAAACCAGUCGGUUUACAUUCCAACAAUCCUCGCCAAUCCUCGGUCGCCGGACGCCAGUGGACGCCAAGAGGCAUCGUCGUGAGGUCUUUCUUUUUUGGAUCCCCAUCAUCAUCAUUCUCAUUUUAAAGUUUUAUUAUUUAUAUCAACAGUUGUCUUUACAAUGCAAUCUAAUUAUUUGCUCUAAUAAUUACGACACAUUAUUUAAAUGAAAAAUUAAAUUAGUGUUUAAAAAAUAAAAUCAGCAACAACAACAACAACAACACAAGUUGGAGUAAAAAAUAAAGUGGAGUAAAAAUAAUUAUAAUUAAAAAAAAAAAAAAAAAGUGUUUUAGAUUAUUUAUGUUAUGUUGUUAUAUUUUUUUUUAAAUAAUAAAAUUUAUAAAUAAACAAUAUAUAUAAUGUGACAGUAGACAGAGUGGUGAGCAUCUUGUUGUUUUUUUUUUUUUUUUGGAGUUAAUUUGACGCGGUUGUUGUGUUAUUGUUUUUUUAAUUUUUUUUUUACAUAAGGGAGUUAUUACUCUGGAUUAUUGAACAGCUCCAGGCAAAAGGAAUGUAUCAAGAUGGUUCGACGAUUAUCGAGCCUAAAUAUUGCAUUUGCAAUUUUGCUUUAUUUUAUUGUAAUAAUAAAUGUAUCAGUAGCACGACAAGAAUUGGGAAUGAUGUUUACACAAAAUCCUCAACCUUGGCCAGCACCAUUAGGUGAUGAAGUUUAUUUUGAAUGUAGUUUAAAUCUAGCUGCUGAAAAAUUUGCAUGGAGAUAUCGUCCAUUAAAUAAAAAUCGUUGGAUUACAUUAAAAAAUGCACCAAGUAAUGCUGGUAAAACAUCAAAACUUGUUGUAACACUUGAUAAUGAAUCAAAAGCUGGUGAUUAUCGUUGUAUUGCAUAUUAUGGAACAAGUGGUCUUGCAUCAGAUUAUGGUCGUUUAACAAUAGCUAAAAUUGAACCAUUUAAUGAUAAAUCAGAUAUUGAUAUAACAGUACCAUCUGGUAAUACAGUAUCAAUAAAUUGUCCAGCACCAUAUUCAUCACCAGAUGCAUUAAUACAAUUUUACAAAGAUAAUGAACCAAUAAAAAAUAUAAGUUCAAUAAAUGGUAAAAUAUUAAUAAUUGAUAAUGUACAACCAAUAGAUUCUGGUAAUUAUCAUUGUGUUGCUCAAAAUUAUAUUGCUAAUCAAGAAUAUAUAAGUAAUUAUAAAACAAAAUUACGUGUUGAUAAUGAACGUAAACAAGUAUUACCAUUUUUUGUAAAACAACCACAAAAUGAAUAUAAAGUAUUACGUGGUAAUAAUAUAACAUUAGAAUGUAAUGCUGUUGGUUAUCCAAUACCAAAAGUAACAUGGACGAGAUUAGUUGAUGAUAUACCAACUGGUUCAAAAAUAACAAAUAUUGGAUUAAAUAUAAUAAAUGUACAAUCAAAUGAUCGUGGUGAAUAUCAUUGUAUAUGGUCAUCUGGUAAUCGUAAAAUUGAAUCACAAAUAAUAUUAACUGUUGUUGAACCACCACGUGUUAUUAAAUCACCAAAAUCUGGUACAUUUUUAGAAGGUGGUGAAUUAGAAUUAUAUUGUGAAACAACUGGUACACCACAACCAACAUUUGAAUGGUUAAUAAAUGGUGAAACACUUGUUAAAAAUUCACAUAUUGAAAUGAAAGAUAAUAAAUUAUCAAUAACAGUUGUUGAAAAAAAACAUGCUGGUAUUGUACAAUGUGUUGCUAGUAAUGAAUAUGGUACACAUUCUGGUUGUAAUUUAUUACGUGUUACACCAAAACAACAUCCUGAUAAUGGUGGAGGUGGUGGUAGUAGUAGUACUACAAGCACUAGUAGUUCUAAUAAUAAUAGUCAUAAUAAUAAUAAAAAUCAUCAUAAAAAUAAUCAUAAAAAUAAUCAUAAUAAUCAUAACAACAACAACAACAACAACAAUUUACGUGCUGAUAAUUCACACAGUUCAACAAAUGGUAAUGUACGUUCUGGUAAUAAAAAUAUUAGAAUUGGUGGACGUAGAAAAAAUAAAGGUGGUCAUAAAAAUAAAACAGUAUUGGUACCACCAAAUCAACCAAAUGUAACAAGAUUAUCUGAUAUAUCAGCAAUGGUACGUUGGUCAGUACCAAAAAAUACUGGUUUACCAAUAAGUUUUUUUAAAGUACAAUAUCGUGAACUUGGUAGUAUUAAAAAUACAACAUCUUCAAAUAAUACUAGUAAUAAUAAUACUGAUACAAAUAGUAAUAAUAAUAAUAAAUCAUCAAAAUGGAUGACAGCAAAUUCAGAAAUUCAAAGUCAUAUAACAUCAUUUGAAGUAUCUGAUUUACAAACAGAUCAUAUUUAUCGUUUUCGUAUUGCUGCUGUAUAUUCAAAUAAUGAUAAUCAAUUAAGUCCAAAUUCAGCAAGAUUUUAUUUAACUAAAAUGAAUAGUUUUAAUAAUUCAAAAACAAUGCCAGUACCAUUAUUAACAAAUACAGAAGCACUUAGUCCAAAUCAAGUAUUAUUAAUAUGGCAAAAUACAGAUAAAAAUUAUAAUAUUGAUGGUUUUUAUGUACAUUAUCGUCCAACAACAACUGCUGGUGAUUAUAUUAAAACAACUGUUGAAGGUAAAAAUUCAACAAAUAUAACAAUAUCACAUUUACAACCAGAUACAAUAUAUGAAUUUAAAAUACAAAGUUUUUCCGUUGAUGCUGCAUCAGAAUUUUCAAAAAGAAUAACAAGAAAAACACUUAAAGAUAUUAAUAGUAAUGGUAAUAAUAUUGAUUUAUUAUCUAUUGAAAAAACAACAGUUGAUAGUACAAAAACAAAUGGUAAUGGAAAAAAUAGUAAUAUGUAUGCAAUUGUUGGUGGUGCACUUGGUGGUAUAUCAUUAUUAGCAGCACUUGGUAUAUUUGCUAUUAUUUAUAAAAGAAGUAGAAUUAAACAAACAAGAGAAUCAUCACAAAAUGAAGGUAAACUCAUGACAAAUGGAAUUGUUAUGAAUAAUGGAGGUGUUGCUGAUUCAAAAAUAAAUAUUACAUCAAAUCCACUUUCUGUUAUUGAUACAUCAGAGACAACAACACAACCCAAGAGCGGACAACAAACAUCUCUGGAGAUGACAUCAUUUAUCAAUGGCCAUAACAACAACAAUAAUAAAAACAACAACAACAACAUCAACAACAAUCCAACUAUCAACAAUGAUGGACCAACUGGUAGUGGUGGAGCACAAAGUGAUACAACCCAAGGAACAAUUGGACCAGUUGAUCAGCAUCACUAAAAUCAUCAAAAUCGAUAAUAAUAUUAUUAUCUUAUUGUUUUUAUUCUAACAAGCUUAAUUAUUUAUAUAUAAAUAUUUAGUAAUUUAUAAAUUGCCUUUUUUUUUUUAAUUUAUUUUGAAUAUUUUAAUGGAAAAAAUAAUAUUUAUAUAUAAAUAUUUGAGCUUUAUGUCUUGAGAUAAAUUAGUUGUGAUUUAGAAAAAAUUCUUUAAUCAGAAUUGAAAUUUUAAAUGAGUGUAAGAUCAAUGAGAAGAUAAAAAUCACAUGACUUUUUUCAAAAAAAAGUAUUGAUUGAUUAUUAUUUAUACAAAAAAGCUUUUUGGCAGCUUUUUUUUUAUUGUCAGUACUUAGUUACUUAUUUUAAAUUGUAAAUAUAUAAAUAUAUUUUUUAUUAAAAAAAAGAGUAAUAAUAAUAAUACGAUAUUAAAUAUCAAAUAACACAGUUUGCCUGAAAUUGCUCCGUAGUUAAACUCGAGUAUUACAAAUGAAAAUUAAAAAUGACAAAAAAUGUCAUUCUAUUUUUAUUUAUAUAUGAUGAUAUAAUAUUUAAAACAUUUUUAAUUUUAAUUAAAUAGCUAUUAUAAAAUGAGAUAACAGUAUUGAUUAAAAAAAUUACUGAAAUUUUAAUCUUGCUUAAUUAUGAUUUUCAUAAUUAUUAUUGUUUCAAAAACACUUUACAAAGUACUAAUCAAUACGCCCUGUUGAAUUUUAUUUAAUUAACAAAAAGUGAUAAUUUGGUUGUGUUGAGAAAAUAUAUAUUUUGGGUAAAAUGAUAAAUUUAAAAAAUUCUUAAACAAAUAUUUUGUAUAUAAAAUAUACACUUUUUUAAAUUUAAAUUGGGUUUAGUUGAUAAUUUUUUUAGUCUGAUGUAAAAUAUUAUUAAUUUGUCGCACUUAAUUUUUACAAAAGACAAUUAAAUAACUUUUAAUAAAUAAUAAUCAAACAUAUAUUUUUUAAUAAUAUUAUAAUAAUAAUUAAAAAAAACAAUGUAAAUGUGCCUUUUAGCAUCUUGCCUAGAUGAUAAUUAAUUUAUAUUUUAGCUAAUAUAUAUAUAAACACCAACUGUGUACUUAACUUUUUUUGUUUUUUUUUUUAAAUAAAAAAUAAAUUUUAAGAGUAAUA
Molecule: messenger RNA, 4644 nt
Organism: Aphidius gifuensis
Lineage: Eukaryota; Metazoa; Arthropoda; Insecta; Hymenoptera; Braconidae
Product: interference hedgehog-like
Exons: 6
Coding region: 852-3524 (890 amino acids)
Biological process (GO): cell-cell adhesion; nervous system development; axon guidance
Cellular component (GO): axon; plasma membrane
Molecular function (GO): protein binding
Source: RefSeq, a predicted model, not a curated record